AUGGGUCGCGUUCGCACCAAGACCGUCAAGAGGGCUUCUCGUGUCCUCAUCGAGAAAUACUACCCCAGACUCACUCUUGAUUUCCACACCAACAAGCGCAUUAUCGAUGAGGUGGCUGUUGUCCCCUCUAAGCGCUUGCGCAACAAGAUCUCCGGCUUCACCACCCACUUGAUGAAGCGUAUCCAACGUGGUCCCGUUCGUGGUAUUUCAUUCAAGCUCCAAGAAGAGGAGCGUGAGCGCAAGGACAACUACGUUCCCGAGGUCUCCGCUCUUGACGCGAGCAACGGUAUUGAGGUUGACCCUGAGACCAAGGAUCUCCUCCGUCACCUUAACUUCGACUCUAUCCCUGUCAACGUCUCCGCUCCCAUCACUGGAUACGUCCCACCUCCUCCCCGUGGUGGAGACCGCCGUGGACGUGCCGUCCCUGGCUCUGGCCGAUGA
Molecule: messenger RNA, 441 nt
Organism: Rhizoctonia solani
Lineage: Eukaryota; Fungi; Basidiomycota; Agaricomycetes; Cantharellales; Ceratobasidiaceae
Product: ribosomal S17
Exons: 5
Coding region: 1-441 (146 amino acids)
Biological process (GO): translation
Cellular component (GO): ribosome
Molecular function (GO): structural constituent of ribosome
Source: RefSeq, a predicted model, not a curated record